AUGGUUAACUGUGAUACAUUUGACAACUUGGUGGACAAUUUAAAGUACAUUCUUUCUGAUGAAAAUUAUACAAUUUGGAUAAAUUAUAUAGGUGGCGACAAUGAAGUAUUAGUCAACGGAGAAUUUAUAACAAUUCAAAAUUAUUUAGAAUCAAGUGAUGUAACAUAUUUAUACUCAAUUCCAAUAAAUAAUUCAAAUUAUUCUAUUUAUUCUACUAAUAAAUUGUUCACUGUUUCGAAUACAAUAUAUACAUUUUUAAAAUGUAAGUAUUCUAUUAUAGUUGCAAGAUUACUCAAAUUUAUUUAUAAAUCUAUUGAAUCAUGUCAACUUAUUCAACACCCAACUGACCAGGAGGAUUUAAUAAUGAAUUGUUUUGAACUAACUUUAGAUAAUUUCAAAAAUGUGAAACCAUAUUUUGCAAAAGCUAUUUUUCAAUUAUUCUAUUUUAAUGACUUAUCUCAAAAUCUCAAGUCUAGUGACCAAACAUUGUUAAUGUCAUUAUUGACUAUCAAUACAUUUUUGUAUAACGAAGAUAUAACACCCAAUUAUCAAAGAUCAUCAAGAGAAUAUGGUAAAAAGAAAACCCUCAUUUACACUAACGGUGUCAAACAACAUUUUAAUAAAUUGGUUACUCGAUUGAUUUAUUCAUUAGAGAACUUUUUAUGUAAAAAUUGCAUGUAUUCUUUUGAAGACUUGGAUCAUGAUAAUGGACACCAUAAUAUAUAUCGUGACACUAUAUCUGAUUCAACCAGAAAUGACAUUAAUACGCAAAUUUCCCAAUUUAUGAAUGUUACCUACUUCAUGGUUUUGAAACAGUUGAAUAAUUUAAAAUUGAAAAAUGUGGAGGUAGAUUUUGAGAACUGUAGUGACAUGUAUGACUUACAGUAUAUGUUACUUAAUAAAGUUAUAAGUAAUAUAAGUGGUAUUGAAUCUCUACUUAUGGAAUUUAAAAUGAAAACAAAAAUUAACAAAGUUGAAACCAUUAAAGACGUAGAAAAUAGUUACAACAUAAUAAAAGUAUUAAAAUAUCAAAUAUAUUUAAUUGAGUUCAUCGGGAGCAUAUUUUCUGCGCAAAUUCAAUAUUACGCCACACUUAAUAAUAAGUCUUUUAAAUAUGAAACUGAAUAUGUCUCUGUUAAUCUUAAAAAAUUAAUCGAUUCUUUUAUUCAAUACACUGAUAAUCUUAUACCUGAAAACUAUCCUCCGAUUUUGCUAUCGUUCAUAAAUGUAUUAAAAAACGCAUUACUUACGGAUCUUAAUCAAUCUGAAUCUAAUAAGGUAUUAUUACUAUCUGAAAAAACACAACAAUUAUUAAAGAGCAAUUCAACGAUUUACACGAAAAAGGAAAACGUUCAAUUGUGUUUGAAAGUAUCAUUGCCAGAUUUAAUUCAAAAUAUCAUAGGGUUUCAUCAUAUUAAUUCAUUUAAACAAACAUUUGAAAUACUUUUGCAAGAAUUUAGUACACCCGAUGAUUAUUAUUAUUAUUCAAAACAGGUUGAUAAUCAUAUGGAAAUAAAAGAUUCCAGUAAUAUUACACAAAUUGAAACAGAAACGUGUAAAAUCUUAGUGGAAAUACGAGAAUAUUUGUUGUUAGUGUGGUCAUUGAUAGACAUAGUAAAUACCAAUAAUUAUUUCACAUUACCUCCAUCUGACAAUACUGAUAAAAAAUUACUACAAGAAUACCUAACACCGUCUUAUGGUAACAUAUUUCAAUACAUGGCUCACGUUUAUAUAAAUACAAAUGAUUUACGACUUCAGAUGAUUUUGUUGCCGGUAUUGGUUCAUUUCAAAAAUACCGAAUGGAUUUUGUAUGAAGAUACAAAUCAAAUAUUAAAAAAAAUGACUAUAAUACAACGAACAUUAAUUUUAGCUGUAAAUUCGCUACAAUACUACGAAGUCAACAAUUGCCAAGAUGUACUAAUUAAUAAAAAUAUUGUAGAUAGAAUCAACACAGAUUUAGGAAAAAUUGAAAAUACUGAUAAGAUACACAAUAUACAUUUACAAAUAUUUUUCAAAACAAAAAUAUCGAACUACGACAAUUUAAAAAACCGUAAAUAUAUCAAUGAUCUUAUAGAUAGAUACACAUAUACUGAUAUAAUACAACGAAUGUACAUGACCGAUGUCCAAUUUUCUUGGUAUGGUAUAAGGAUGAGUAUGUUCAGCUUAAAUCAAGAUGUCUUACAAAAUAUUGUUGAUUAUCAACGUAUACUUAGAUUCCAAACACUUAUAUUAAAUUUUCUUGUAGCAAAAAUAUACACUCAACUCGAAUACAUUUUUAAAUUUCCGACGAAAUUGACUACGAAGAGAAUACAGGCAAUACGGAAAUAUUUGGGAGAACUUAAUGGUCUUAAACACUCAUUACCUCUGGUGUUGGAUUUACAGAAUAUUUGUCAAUCAUAUUCAAACAUAUUCGAGGAUGAAGAUAUUUCUUUUAAGAACAAAAAAUUAUUUCGAAACCAAAUAAAUGACCGAAUAAAAGCUUAUGGGGUGUUUGAAAUAGACGGAAAACACGAAUUUAAGACAUUUAACGAUUGUUACGCGUCGUUAAAAAAUGAUAUUGAAAAGUUAAAAAAAUAUUUAAUGCAUGCACCGCAUAAAAAAUUAUUGAUUUUUGUAGAUGAUCAUGCAGUACCAAUGACAUGGAAAGAUUAUACGAUUGGAUAG
Macrosiphum euphorbiae (potato aphid) is the source of this 2664-nucleotide messenger RNA. The record is from the annotation of a GenBank genome assembly. NCBI's taxonomy places the organism in Eukaryota, Metazoa, Arthropoda, Insecta, Hemiptera, Aphididae.